Naumovozyma castellii is the source of this 1950-nucleotide messenger RNA. RefSeq lists its product as uncharacterized. The transcript has a single exon. NCBI's taxonomy places the organism in Eukaryota, Fungi, Ascomycota, Saccharomycetes, Saccharomycetales, Saccharomycetaceae. Bases 1 to 1950 code for a protein of 649 amino acids. The record is from RefSeq and is a predicted model, not a curated record.
AUGUCAGGCGAUUACGGAGUACUGUUGUCUGGCGAGGAAUCGAGGAAGUCACCUGAACAUGGCUCCCCAGUCAGCUUCUCAAUGGAUUUCAGCGAGGCUGCCAUACCGUUGGAAUCCUUCACGACAAGAAUAAGGCUUUUACUGAAUAGAAUAUUUGCAUCCUUGAAGAAAAAUCAAGUUUACAAACUAAUAGCGAUUCUCCUCUUGGUCACUUGUGUGACUGUGUUGAGUCAUGGAAGAAAUGAACCUUUCUUGUUUUCUACCGCCGCUGUCAACAAGAAUACUGUCUCUAAGAAGAAAGAUUUGCUUAAUGUGGAUAUAUCGAAUCAAUUGAGAUUUAUACCAUGGUCCAAACUACCGUUAAGUAAGGAGACGACGAAGCAACACUUCAAAGAGGCUGGGGUUACUGGGUUUGUAUCUAAUUUGGUCGCCACUAGGGACACAUUUAAAUGUGAAGACUGUAUAUAUGAUAACACAAUAGAAUAUUCCGAUUGGAGUGAACUUCUAGAAGACGAUUUAAUUGCGUUAAGACGCCAAAUGUUGAAGAGAAAUAAUGCUCUUUCAAAAGAAGUCAAAGAUAAGAAAGAGGACGAUUGGUCAGAAGAAAAAAUCAUAAAGGAACAUUGGUUUAGAUUCGGUGGUGCACCUAUAUGGUUGGAGACAGAGCAAUGUUUCUUGGUGUUUACUAGACUAGGUUAUACCAGAGGUAACAAAGGUCAUCCUCACGUUUCCCUGAUUAGAGCCCAAGCCUUCGAUAGAGAUUGGAAGGAAAUUCAAAAUAAACGUAUCCCAUUUAGUGAUGUCGUCAUGCCCUCCGAUUUAGACAAAGAAUUACAAUUACUGGAUAGAGAGUUGGGUGCCAGCUCAUGUGACCCGCUCCAAGGUGAGCCAACCAUGUAUGAAGAAUGUAUUGUGGAAAAGACUAAGAAUUCUUUGAAGAGUACACAAAGAAGAGAGGAAAUCUUAUCAAGAUAUUUCUUAACAUUCCCUACAAUCAUUGAUGUGCCAUUUGUAUUCCAUGGUGACUUGAACGGACCGGAGGAUCCACACGUCAUCUUGAGGAAGACAGAAUCCAUGGAGGAACCAGUAUUGGUGUUCAAUAUGCUCGAUGAAGUGGAAAAAAAGAGAAGAAUCUUUUCGUUCAUGCCAUUCAGGAAGAUUGAUCCCCUAGUGAAAUUUACUGUUCCAAGCUUGAAAUUAAACGAAAAGGAAAAAAAUUGGACACCUUUCUUCCAUAAUGAUUUCCAUAAUAGUAAACUAUCCAGAGGUACCAUUCAUUUCAUUUAUAGUUUCAAGCCCUUAAGGAUAUUGCAAUGUUCUCUAAAUGAUGGUAUUUGUGAUGUUGUAUUCGGGAAAACUGAACGGAGUUCAGAUGACGAUAAGGAUGGUGAGACCUAUGGUAGCAUGCGUGGUGGGACACAAUUUUAUAAACUUCCAUCUGUUUUACCUGGUAUUGAAGAUAAAACCAUGUGGUUAGGGUUCCCCAAAUUACAUUUAUUCAAUAGUGGUUGUAAUACUCAUUAUUAUAGGCCCAUGAUGGCGUUGUUGGUGGAGGAGAAAGGUACUUAUAACUUAGAAUUGGAAGUACCGGUAUUAGAUUUCGGCCUUGAUGUGAAAUCGUGGAACUUGAAAGGGUAUUAUUGUGAUCAUAUUAGUAUUUUGAGUCCGAAUUCCAUUGCCUAUUGGGAAGUGGUUAACCAAGAUCCAGUAACCAAGGAAUAUGAAGAUUAUCUUGCUGUAUCGAUGAGUGAAGCAGACACCUUCUCUAGAGUGAUUGUAUUGAAGGGUGUCUUGAAUUACAUUCUGGGUAUCUACAGGGAUAAGCAAAUCAAUGAGAGUUUUCAACUUGGUGAUGAAGCCUCUAUUGCUUCAGCAAAGACUUUAAAAUGUAUGGACGAGUUUGCAAGACAGCAAUCUAGCAAAUACGACAAGUCACAUCCCAAACCUUGA